Messenger RNA from Austrofundulus limnaeus, 6151 nucleotides. RefSeq names its product PR domain zinc finger protein 2. Gene Ontology annotation, cellular component: nucleus. Gene Ontology annotation, biological process: regulation of gene expression. The record is from RefSeq and is a predicted model, not a curated record. NCBI's taxonomy places the organism in Eukaryota, Metazoa, Chordata, Actinopteri, Cyprinodontiformes, Rivulidae.
CCAGAAGGAAGCUGCUGGAGAAAGCCAGACAGGCUGGUUUGGGUGGAUUCAAGGAAACAAUUGGAACCAAGCCUACUGUCAGGGGGAUGUGGAAACUGGGAGAAGGUGUGAAGGAGGAGGAUGACAUCUCGCGGGAAGUCCGUCCCAUGGAAAGCACAGCCCGUAAAGAUGUGCAGGGUGUGUCAGCAUUAGCGAUGGACAGAGGGGAUUGGGGGGUGGAAGAUGAGGAAGAAGAGGAUGAGGAUGAGGAGGAAGAGGAGGAUGGUGAUGAUUCACAUGAUCACCAAAGUUCUCAGGAGGCGGCUAUGGUUGACAAGCAGACUGGUYCGUCACUAACCAGUGAUUCAAAAAGCAAUAAUAGUUCACGUGAAAACCUAAAAUUAUCCUCUCUGGUCCGACAAGAGCAGGAGGGAGAUCCCGAUGGUGAGCUUGAGGGAAACCCCCCAGGAGAAUCCUAUCCUUGUCACCACUGCGAACGCCACUUCUCCAGCAGACAGGGUCUGGAGCGUCACGUGCACAUCCACGGCGUYAGCGGCCAGCAAGCACAGCUCUUUAAGUGCCGAUACUGCAAUAAAUCUUUUGGCUCACAAGUGGGACGACGGCGGCACGAGAGAAGGCACGAAACCGCGUUGAAAAAAAGGCCCAACUCCCUGGCUGGCUCCGUCAGUCUGCUCAGCCCUAUGUUGCAAACAGACUCGAGUCCCGACUGCACCAGCCCAACGAGUCACUACGCUUCCAUUGGGUCCCAGUUCACUCAGAGCUCUGAGACGCAGAGAAAGGAGCUGGAUCGUCCUUCGGCGUUGGAUGAAAACGGCGAGUCGAAGGAACUCCAUCCUUGCAAGUACUGUAACAAAGCAUUCGGCACGCACACCAACAUGCGCCGGCACCAACGCAGAAUACAUGAGAGGCACUUGUUACCUAAGGGGGUUCGUAGGAAAGGCAUGCUGUUACAAGAGGCACCGGCGCAGCAGCUUGGCGAGUCCCCCAGCACCAGCCCUCCGCCCGUCUACGUGCCCAGCGCAGACACGGAGGACGAAGUCGACAGGGACGAUUACACCGUUGACAUAUCCAAGAACAUCUCCGAAAACCUCAGCUUCUACAUUGACGGCAAGAUCGUGUCAACGAGUGCGGUGAGCAGCUGCGAGGUGAUAGAAGUGGACACGAGGUCAGCAGCUUUGUUUGGUCUGGACACGGUUAUCAUCGGCCCAAAUCAGAUCAGUCAAGCACUGAAGGCGGAGGGGAGGACGAGUGCUGCGAGGCAAACCUCCGCAAGUGAGCUGCCGGCAGCAAAAAGGAGAACGUCGACGCCCCCACUCGUUACCAGCCUUAAAGUGGAGACGGAUACAGUGCCAUCGCCCUCUUCGUCGACCUCUUCUAACCUGUUAGUGGGGGGGUUGUUUCAGCAAGCCACAGAUUCGUCGACGCUUCAGAGGGAGAAAACGGUUUAUCUCUCGCCUAAGCUCAAACAGCUCCUUCAGACGCAAGACUUUCAAAAAUCAGCAAUAACCCUCGUAGAAAGCCACAGGCUGGCCACCCCGCUGACAAUGUCGUCACUGCAAGGGGCUGCAGGGAAAUUUAAGCGAAGAACAGGCUCUCCUCCUUCUUCUCCACAGCUCAGUCCUGUGUAUAAACCUGAAAGCUGUAAAGCAGAAGUCGCGAGCACACACGCCCUCAAGGUGCCAAAGCUGGAAAGCCACAGUGUGCCACCUCCUGAAAGCCUGCUGGAUAACGACGAUGGGGAAAUCCAGAAUCCCGGGAACGCAGCGCACAGCCAAGCAUCCUCUAGCGGCGGAGGAAGCUCCUGUAAUCAGCAGCCCUUGGAUCUGUCGAACACUGUCAGCAGGAGAAGUGAGGAUUUGACCAAGCCACAGGGAGAUUCGGCUCUGGAUUUGAGCUUGCAUCGAAAGCCUGCAGCCGAAUCAGAAUCUAAGGGAAAUUCAACGCCGCAGUCUCUAAUAAAAAAGAAAAAGCCCAACACCAGCAUGCUUGAAAAGGUUCUGAUGAAUGACUACGCUGGUCUCACACUGGCAGGAGAGGAGGGCCCCUCAAUGUUGGCGAACCUGAGCUAUUUCCAUUCUCCAUCUCCAAAUGUGGCAUCAGACUCCGCCCACCCCUCUCCACCCUCUCUGACCCCCGUCRCUAUAAAUCCCUCUUCUCCAGACGCCUGCCUUGUAACGUCCCCAACACCGCCUCCCCCUGUCCUACCCACCAUCUCGUCUCCACCGACUCUGCCCAGCUCUCCUCUUUCUCAGCCGUCGGACUCGCCGCCGCUGAGACCCCUUCCUGUUCUCUCUCCAAAAAUGUCCCCAAAAUCGCUCGAUAUCAAGCCCCUGUCCGAUUCGAACGAACAUUUCUCUGCCGAGGAAAUCAAAGACGAAGACGAGAAUCAUAUUUCUGAGCCAGAGGAUUCCACAAACACCCCACCUGAGGGUCCUCCUGAUCAGUCAGAAACACCUAGUCCUCCUGAGCCUGCAGUAGAUCAUCCUUCAGAAGAAUUUUCUCUGCCUGCAGCUUGCAACAGUCCGUUAAACGGCAGCUUAAAGCAAGACACUGUUGCAGAAACGGAGACGUCUUUAAAAACAGACUUYGCUGCUCUCCCAUCCCAACCAGAAAUCCCAUCAUCUUCAAGCUCUCCUCCUCCUCCAGCAUCACUUGAGUCCUCGUCAUCACUCGUUUCACAGCCUCCCCCUCAGAUUACAGUUAAAGAGGAGCCUCAGCACCGUGAAGAGGAGUUGCCGCUUGUAAACCACACACCCCAGGACGCCGUCGACUCUUCUCCUCCGCCCCCCGCUCCCGAAAACCCGCCCGUGAAAACCUCCGAGAGUGAAGAGUUCGACUCGAUGUACUGUAAGACGUUUGUGUGCAACGUGUGCGAGAAGCCGUUCGACUCCAUCAAGGAGCUCAGCGGUCACAUCGCGGAGCACGCCGCGGGCUGGCCCUUUAAGUGCGAAUUUUGCGUUCAGCUGUUCAGCGACGAGGCAGUUGUGCUGGCCCACCGGACGACACUCCAUGGGGUGGGUCGGAUCUUUGUGUGCUCCGUCUGUUCCAAAGAGUUYGCCUUCCUGUGCAACCUCCAGCAGCACCAAAAAGAUCUGCAUCCGAACGAGACGUGCGCACACACGACCGUAGAGAGCGGCAAACUUAGGCCGCAGAAUUACACCGAUCCAUCCAGGGCCAAAGAGGACGUCGGUCCCGUGUCGUCAACCCCAGAAAAAACAGAUGAAAGCGCUUCACACGGUGACUCCGAGAAAGCAGAAGAGGAGACCGAUGUGAAUGGGAGUCAUGCGGAGGACCCCAACGAGGAGCUGUACACUACGAUUAAGAUCAUGGCUUCAGAGGGAGGGAAGCCCAAAGGCCCCGACGUCCGCCUCGGCAUCAAUCAACACUACCCCAGUUUUAAACCGCCCCCUUUUCCUUAUCACAGUCGUUCUCAUACAGGCUCUGUUGCCUCUGCUACCAAUUUCACUACCCAUAACAUCCCGCAGACUUUCAGCACCGCCAUCCGCUGCACCAAAUGUGGCAACAGCUUCGAUAACAUGCCCGAACUGCACAAGCACAUACUGGCCUGCGCCAAUGCCAGUGACAAAAAGCGUUACACUCCCAAGAAAAACCCCAUACCCCUCAAACAAAUAUUGAAGAGUCCAAACGGAGUUGCUUCACCCGCGGCGGCUCCUCUGGGCCAGGGCGGUUUUCGGAGGAUGGUCCAGCCAAAGAGACUCAACUUCGGUCAAGAGACCGGCAAAACGAAAAUGAGCGCCCUCAGUAAGAAGAGGAACCAGCUGGUCCAAAAAGCAAUUUCACAGAAAAAUAAAGCUGUCACUACUGCAAAGAAAGCUGCUGUCAAAGUGGAGGGAGAGCCAGCCUCUAACGUCUGUCCCCACUGCAAUCGGGAGUUUACAUACACAGCGAGUCUGACWAAGCAUAUGGCCAUCAGCUGCCCAAUGAAACCCGUUGUAGCGAAAAAGGGCAAAAAAGGUCUAGCAGAGACGAAAAAGGCGUCCGUUUCUGCGGUAGAUAAGAACACAAGCAGGAAGAAAGCCCCAGACGAGGAAGUAAAAACGGAGCCAGAGGCUAAACCUCUGAAAAAGACGAGAGGUCGUAGUUCCGGUGCAGCCGACCACGAACCCUCGCAGGCCGGCAAAGGAAAGACCUCCGCUGUGGCGGGUCGGCUAAAAAGGCCCGCCUCGUUCCCAGCACCAGAUCCUGCGAGCAAAAAACCCAAGAAGGGCCAAGUUCAGUCUCUACCUCCCACCCCGUCGACCCCGGACACUCCCGGUGACACAGCACAACGGCCAGCCAUGAGAAUGCAGCGCAUGGGAAAAAAGCCAGCGGCCAAGAAACCAGCAGAGGUCCGACCGCCGCAGUUGAAGAAAGAGGCGCGGUUGUCCCCCAGAAAGAGGGGGAGAGUKGGUGGUCCGGUCACCAGGAGCUUACAGAUGGCUAACAGUGCUCCUUCUGCUGAGGUGAAGACUGAGGAGCAACCAGCACAGGAGCCAAAAGACUCUCAGGACUUACUAAUGAAGUGAGCCAUGGCGAUGGCCUCGUCUUCCUCCUGGGAAUAUAAUGUUCACCUAUGGGACAACUUUCUGAACUCACUGAGGCACUGAGGACGAUCUUCUCCGGUGGUUUUAUUCACCUAAAAACAAAUUUGCCUAUCUCAGCUGCCUUUCCUGGGUUUAAGGACAGAACUCUGUUUUAUUUUUAUUUUUUGUAAUUUUUUUUUCAUCACGUUUAUGGACUUAAACUGAGCCUUGAAUUCUGCCAGCCUUGCAAAAACAUAAAAAAGAAACAGAAACUGUAGAUGACAGUGUAUAUGUAUAUACAUAUGUCAAUGCUUGACCCAAAACAGUACGUUUAGGGCUCUAGUAUUUUUUGAAAAAGCUGACAUAUUACAAAUGGCAAUCAUGUAUCAGUUAGGGUGAGUUAAGAUGAUUAUUUGUUUUCAUUUGUUUGUUCCGUUAUUUCCCCGACUGGGUUGUUUAGAUUUAUGAUUCUCCUAAUGCAUGUGCUGAGUAGAGGAAAAAACUAGAUGAAGCCAGUUCCCAUGUGUCUCCCUGUGGGCAGUACUACAGUUUAAUCUUGAUUUACAAAGUAUAGAUGAUUUCAACUCAAUUUUAUGUACUCACUGUCUUGUAGGAUAAAUCUUUUGGCUGUUUUUGUUUGGGGAAACAAACAAAAAAAAAAUCAAAACAGCAGUUGUUUACUGCAACAAUUGGUCCUCAGGAACACUGUAUUGUGUAUGUGUGUGUGGGGGUGUGUGUGUGUGUGUGUGGUUCUGGUUGAAGGUGCAGCCAGACAGCUCCUUAAUCUGAAUCAUGUUCAUUAUUAUUUUUUUAUUUGAUUUCUGUUUUUGUUUAUCAGGUGUUUGUAGCUGGUGAUCCCAGCUGUAAAAAUGAUUGGGAUUAUUUCCUAAUCUCCUUAAAAAAUCUUCUGAGAAUAUGGUCAUUCAAACAGCCCGGUGUUCCUAUAGCACUUUAAAAAAAACAACAAAAACAAACAAGAACAAGCUGCCAAAACUUUAAGCUGGAUCAGUGAAGUCUGUGUAAUCAAACCGUGUGUGAUGGCAUGUGUUCUGAUCUACGGUCAGCAAAUAGUCGUUUGCUCAACUUUUUCAGUUUAUAUGUUCACGGAUUUCUAAUCUGGUUGUCUUCUUUCGGUGAUUUCAAACUCAUGACACGUUUUAUUUUUUUUUUAUGCCAUAAUAUAAAACGUUUGAAAUAAAAUGUAUGCAAAUGUUUGCAAAGUUGUUUUAUUUAGAUUCAAAAGCCACACUAAAUGAAUCUCCACGCUCCGAGGAGAAAGUUGUCUUUGUUUGAGUUUAUUUUUGGUAAAGUUGAAUGAUGAAAAUCUCCUGCCAAUGAAAAGUGUAUUAUUAUUAUUUCCAGCGCUUAUUUUCUUUUUUUUUCCUCCUACAUUUUACCACAGGAGGAGAUAAAAACACAGGUGGGGCUUGUAGCUUGUAGCAUGUUAUUGGAACGUAAUGAGAUUUAAAAUUAAUUUAUAUUACCAUGAGAAAGUUUAUUCUUUGCCUUUCAACAUCAAGAUUAUGUAAUUUAGGAUGAACAAAGACAAAAUCCCAAAUGACCUCAAGUAAAUACUUUUUAUUUUGCUGUARUUGACGUUAUAAAUAAAGUUUUUCAGUUUGUGUAAA